Molecule: messenger RNA, 1001 nt
Organism: Salarias fasciatus (jewelled blenny)
Lineage: Eukaryota; Metazoa; Chordata; Actinopteri; Blenniiformes; Blenniidae
Gene: psmb10
Product: proteasome 20S subunit beta 10
Exons: 8
Coding region: 93-929 (278 amino acids)
Cellular component (GO): proteasome core complex; cytoplasm
Molecular function (GO): threonine-type endopeptidase activity
Source: RefSeq, a predicted model, not a curated record
AAAAAACGAAAGUGAAAGUCAAAAAGGUGGAAAAGCACAGAGACGCGACGUGACUGAGCAUUCUGAAAGAGUGUGUCUAAACUUGACUGGAGAUGCUUCACAGCUUGAAUCCCAGCAGCCUGCCAAACAGAGGCUUUUCUUUCGAAAACAGCCGCAGGAAUGCUGUGUUGGAGUCUGAUCUGUCAGAAAUGGGCUACAAAUCCCCGAAAGCCGUCAAGACAGGAACCACCAUCGCUGCCAUCGUGUUCAAGGACGGGGUGAUCCUGGGGGCAGACACGAGAGCCACGGACGACAUGGUGGUGGCUCAGAAGAACUGCAUGAAGAUUCACUACAUCGCUCCGAAGAUCUACUGCUGCGGCGCUGGCGUGGCCGCUGAUGCGGAGAUCACCACGCAGAUCUUGUCGUCCAACGUGGAGCUCCACACGCUCAACACCGGGCGGCCUCCCCUCAUCGCCAUGGUAACCAGGCAGCUGAAGCAGAUGCUGUUCAGGUACCAGGGUCACGUCGGCGCCUCUCUGAUUGUCGGCGGAGUGGAUGUGACCGGGGCUCACCUGUACAGCGUCUACCCGCACGGCUCCUACGACAAGCUGCCGUUCCUCACCAUGGGCUCUGGAGCUGCUGCGGCUGCCUCGGUGUUUGAAGACAGAUUCAAGCCCAACAUGGAGCUGGAGGAGGGGAAGCAGCUGGUGCGAGACGCCAUCGCUGCAGGGAUUUUCUGCGACCUGGGUUCGGGCAGCAACGUGGACCUGUGCGUCAUCACCGAGGCCGGCGUGGAGAUGCUCCGAUCCUUCGACCAAGUGGGAGUGAAGGGGGAGAAAGGGGGGCAGUACAGGUAUAAACCCGGGACCACGGGCGUCCUCAGCCACACGGUGACGCCUCUCACCCUGGAAGUGGUCGACCAGUCCGUUCAGAUGAUGGACACCGAGUGAAGGCCGAUCGGAGUGUAUUCAGCAGUGGAGACGGCGACUGGUGAAUCUGCUCCUUAAUAAACAUGGAGUGUU